This is a messenger RNA of Mya arenaria, 2537 nucleotides long. RefSeq lists its product as uncharacterized. Lineage: Eukaryota; Metazoa; Mollusca; Bivalvia; Myida; Myidae. The record is from RefSeq and is a predicted model, not a curated record. Gene Ontology annotation, cellular component: axonemal central apparatus. The transcript has 9 exons. Gene Ontology annotation, biological process: epithelial cilium movement involved in extracellular fluid movement; axonemal central apparatus assembly. Bases 438 to 1544 code for a protein of 368 amino acids.
AAAAUGGCGGACGAUCUGCGUACGGGAAUCGGAUGGUGGCCCUGCAGUGCCGGGUAAAUGUGUAGUCCAUAUAAACAGCCGCUUCAGAGUCUCUGACGCUUUUUGUUUCAAGGCGACUCUACGCAUCCAUAUCCCACUUGUUGUUUUCCUAGCCAAGAAUGACAGAUCCCAGUGCUAAAAAAUAGCGGGGAAUGUGCCUUACCUAGGUAUCCCGGGUUGCAGGGGCAUUUAGCAGACACAGAUUCAGAUCCCUUCCAAGUGGACAGCUACAUGUAUAUGUCAGUGAGAAAAUUGAUUGCAGUACUGAUGAGGAAAUGCAGUUGAGGACACAAGAGCUUUGGUGAUGCCAGAAAGAGAUGAGUGCAGCAAUAUAAGUGCAGCUUCUACAAUAGUUCCUAUAUAGAGCGUAGAACCCACGUUUUUGAAGCCUUCGGUGCAUGAUGAUUCGCAGGAACAGGAACAUGCCGUCUCAUAGGAACAUGCUGUCACACAGGAACAUGCCGUCUCACAGGAACAUGCCGUCUCACAGGAACAUGCCGUCUCAUAGGAACAUGCCGUCUCACAGGAACAUGCUGUCACAGAGGAACAUGCCGUCUCACAGGAACAUGCUGUCACACAGGAACAUGCCGUCUCAUAGGAACAUGCUGUCACACAGGAACAUGCCGUCUCACAGGAACAUGCUGUCACAGAGGAACAUGCCGUCUCACAGGAACAUGCUGUCACAGAGGAACAUGCCGUCUCAUAGGAACAUGCUGUCACACAGGAACAUGCCGUCUCACAGGAACAUGCUGUCACAGAGGAACAUGCCGUCUCACAGGAACAUGCUGUCACACAGGAACAUGCCGUCUCACAGGAACAUGCUGUCACAGAGGAACAUGCCGUCUCACAGGAACAUGCUGUCACAGAGGAACAUGCCGUCUCACAGGAACAUGCUGUCACACAGGAACAUGCUGUCACACAGGAACAUGCCUUCUCAUAGGAACAUGCUGUCACACAGGAACAUGCUGUCACAGAGGAACAUGCCGUCUCACAGGAACAUGCUAUCACAGAGGAACAUGCCGUCUCACAGGAACAUGCUGUCACAGAGGAACAUGCCGUCUCCCAGGAACAUGCUGUCACAGAGGAACAUGCCGUCUCACAGGAACAUGCUGUCACACAGGAACAUGCCGUCUCACAGGAACAUGCUGUCACACAGGAACAUGCCGUCUCAUAGGAACAUGCUGUCACACAGGAACAUGCCGUCUCACAGGAACAUGCUGUCACAGAGGAACAUGCCGUCUCACAGGAAUAUGCCAUCUAAUAGGAACAUGCCACAGGAACAUGCCUCUCACAGGUACAUGCCAUCUCGCAGGAACAUGCCGUCUCACAGGAACAUGCCGUCUCAUAGGAACAUGCUGUCACACAGGAACAUGCCGUCUCACAGGAACAUGCUGUCACAGAGGAACAUGCCGUCUCACAGGAAUAUGCCAACUAAUAGGAACAUGCCACAGGAACAUGCCGUCUUACAGGAACAUGCCGUCUCGCAGGAACAUGCCGUCUCAUAGGAACAUGCUGUCACACAGGAACAUGCCGUCUCACAGGAACAUGCUGUCACAGAGGAACAUGCCGUCUCACAGGAAUAUGCCAUCUAAUAGGAACAUGCCACAGGAACAUGCCUCUCACAGGUACAUGCCAUCUCGCAGGAACAAGCUGUCUUACAGGAACAGCUGUCUCAGAUGAACAUGCCGUCUCACGGGAACUUGCUGUCUCACAGGAACAUGCCAUCUAAUAGGAACAUGCCAUCUCGCAGGAACAAGCCGUCUCACAGGAACAGCUGUCUCAGAGGAACAUGCUGUCACACAGGAACAUGCCAUCUCCAAGGAACAUGCAGGGCCCAGGAACAUGCCCAGUCCAAGGAACAAGCCUAAGUCCAUGCAACAGUCUGAGUCUGAGCAACAAGCCAAGUCCUACGAAAAUGCAGAGUCCCAAGAAAACUACAAGCCUAUAACUGUUACCUCAACAAAGGAUAAGCCAAAGAGUAAGAAGUGGAGUCAGACAAGAGAUUUAAGUCCAUGUCUAUGAAGUCUAGCGCUUGCAAGCAGGCAUCUGUGAGUGCGUUUGGUUCGAUAACUUCCCAAUUUAACGACGGAAUGACCCUCGCACUCAGCCAGUUUGGAGUUGUAAAGUUUGGAAUGGCUCCUGAUAGUGGGGAGAGCCAGAUGAAAAAGAGGAGACAAAAUCUCUCAAGCCUCCCGCCAUCGAGCAGCCAUUCCAGCAGCUUUUUUUUUCCUGUCCCGACGGACUCAACGUCAAGAACAUGCUGGAGAGUCACAUUGGCAUGCGCCUGUUGGCCGAGGACGAUCGCCGACUACUGGUACGCCAGAGUUACCCAUUCAAAACCGACGGGCAUCAGGCGUGUGAGGCGACCAGGAAGAAGUGCUGUACGCAGACGGGACAGUGAGCAUUCACACAGGUCACUGGGAGCUGCCACGUAGUCGUGAAAGUUCGCCACAAAGGCUCAACUCCGCCAAGAGCCAGCCAGACACGCCCUCCAAGGA